Messenger RNA from Lytechinus variegatus (green sea urchin), 3719 nucleotides. Its product is annotated as cilia- and flagella-associated protein 53-like. Lineage: Eukaryota; Metazoa; Echinodermata; Echinoidea; Temnopleuroida; Toxopneustidae. The record is from RefSeq and is a predicted model, not a curated record. The transcript has 7 exons. The coding region runs from base 324 to 1874 and encodes 516 amino acids.
CGAGCUAGCUAGCGCACGUUAGGCAAGCUAGGUGUGUGUGAUGUGGUUUACGUAUACGAUACACGCAAAUCCAAUUUGUGUGUGUAUUAAUUGUGCGGAGAUAUUGCAGCGAAUUUGAGACGACGAAUUGGGACAACUUACUUAUUUUGGCCAACUCUUUUAUUAAAUAAUCAUAGUGAUUUUCAAUUUGAAAUUUAACCAGACCAUUCGACAAAAUACUGAAAAUAGGAAAAAGUAACCAAAGUGACAGCUUUGUCGCCCAAGAAGUGUGAGAUCAUCGUUUAUUUUUGGGCUGACGAAACCGAAGCUUCUUCUCCUUCGAGAUGCUGGCUGCGCAGAAACCCCGCCGAACCCGGGAGUUCACCGGUCCGACUCCCCACUCUGUAGCGAUAAGAGCUAAGAUGCCAAGCAAACUUCCUCCAGACCACCUCAUCCUGGAGAGAAGAAAACGAGAUGACCAGCGGGAAGAAGCAGAAGCUGUCACAAAGUAUAAUGCACUGUGUGACCUAAAGAAUGACUGGGAGAAGAUCACAGACCGGAGAAUCCAGUCAAACACAGUCAAGAGACGGGUCCGAAGCUUGAUGCAACAAGAAGAAUUCACACUUGAAGACAGAAGACAGAGAUUACGAGAAUUGCUAGCAGAGGAAAAUGAUCAAUACCUGGUCGAGAUGGAAGCAAGUCAAGAAACACUUUUGGAGCGACAAGCAAAGAUGAGGGAACGGGCAAAAUUUCUGAAGGAGAAGAGGGAGAAAGAAAGACUACAGAUCGUUGCAGAAAAACUUGAUCAGAGAUGGAGGGAGGAAUGUGAGGAGCUUAGGGCUACCCUCACCCGGCGACAUAUGGAUGAAGUAUGCAUGGACCGUAGCCAUCAGCUGGAGACAAAGGCUCGCAUGGAUGCACAUGAGAAGGAGGUGGAGCGCAUGUAUGCGGACCUGUGGGAGAAGGACAGGCUAGCCAAGGAGGCCAAGGAGGAGAAGAUUGCGCAGGAUCAACACGCAAGAAACAUGGAGAUGUUGAGCGUCUUGCAGAAGCAGAUGGCUGCCAUCGAGGCCAAGCGCCAGGAAGAAAAACAGCUCAGGAUCGACGGUGGCAGACUUAGGAAAGAGGAGGCAGCACUGAGGAAACUGGAAGAGCAACGUGCUUUGGCUGAAAAGAGGGCCCUCCAACAGGAGAUGCGAGCUGGUCUGGAUCAGAAUGUCAAGCUCAAAGCCAAGCGAAUGGCCAAGGAAGUCCAGGAAGAAUUAGCUCUUGACAUGAAGAUCUUGGAGAAACUCCUUGAGGACUCUAGGAAUGAAGCCAUGGAGAUUGCACAGAGAAAGAAAGAACUGCGGGAGGAAGAUCAACGUUACCGCAGGUACCUCCAGGAGCAGAUGAGGCUUGAGCAAGAGAGGGAAGCAGAGAUUGACCGCAUGAUAUCAGCAGAGGUUGAGAGACAAUGGCAGAAGAGACUCACUCAAUGGGCCAAGGAACGCAAUGCACGUAAGAAGCUCAUGGAAGAGGUACUUGCAAUAAGGAGACAGCAGGUGGAGGAGAGAUUGGCAGCCAAUGCCAAUGCACAGGCAGAGCUAGCCAAGGAAAGAGAAGCCAUGCAGGCAGCUAUGGAAGAACACAAGAGACUUGAAGAUGAGAAACAAGCCUCAAUUCUACUCGCCAACAAGAAUUAUGAACAGGACCUCCUGGGCCAGAUGGACUAUACCCACAGACAGACAGAGAGGGCUAAAGAUGAAGAGUACAGGGAAUACCUCCAAGGAUUGGAGACAGAGGCCGAAUACCAGGCUAAGUUGAAGGAGGCCCUCGCUAGGCCGAUUAUUGACAAGGCCCACCCAGUCCGUAGGAUGCAUAUGUCGGCAGGCAAAUCUCCUCAGAUAGCAUAAAGUAAUUGAUGGUUUUUGCGAAUGAGUCAUUCCAUCAACAGAAUGUGUUCCUUUAGAUGAUAUUUGCCUUGAAAACAUUGUCAUUCCAAUUUUCUAAGUAAACAGACAUGUACCAAAUCUAUUUUAGAACAUGGAUUUUACAUUUUUGCCAUCAUGGGACUUAAACUAGAUCCUCAUAAAGCAUUGUAUGGUUGCAUGCUUAUAAUGUGUAAUGUGGUUUACAUGAGUUAGAUAGGAUCCUUGUCUCAGAACACAUAGAAUCUGUCGUGAAGAAUAAAUGAUUCUUGUCGUUAAAUUUCAUGCAUUUCAUUAUCAUUUUGAUAAUUCACUCAAAUUCAUCAUGGCCUUGCAUAAUGGUACAAAGCACUACUUGUUCACUCUAUAUAUGUAUUUUGUUGCCUCUAUUAAUCCUGACAUUAUCUUAUGGACUAUCAUUUAUUUAUUGUGUGUAAAAUAUUUUGUUCAUAUAUGUCAGUAAGACAUACAGGUCAGUAAGAAUGAUUAAUCUGAUGAAUUCCUAACAUACAUUUGAAAGACACUUUAAAAGAAUGAAAUCACACACAAAAAAAGGUUCAUGUGUUGAUAUACUGAAGGCUAAUCAAUUUUUUUUACAAAUUGUAUUAUGAUGGUAGCCCUAUAAAGCCAAAUCAAGUAUAACUAUGAUUUAGUUUUUCCGUCCAAGGAAAGUGUGUUGUACAACAUGUUAGCUACAUGUAGAUAUGUUUUAAUUUUAUUGUAAAAUUUUGGAUAACCAAUAUGCAUUGACCUUUAUUAGGAUGAUAUGAACUUUUAGCCAAUUAUUAUUCAUUUAAAUUAGAAGUCUCAUGAUGCCAAUGAUUGUUACUUAUUUGUAUUAACUCACUGGUACAUUUUGAUUACUUUGCAAAAAAGAAAAUUGGCAAAGACAGAUUUCUAUUCAACAAUAUUUUAAUGAAUCCUAAGUUGACUACUUCUGUGGCAUCCAUCCUACAGGAAUAGCACGUUUUGUUGGAUUUGAAUUCAUCAAAUAGGAAUUGGACAGUCAUCUCAUAAUCUGUAGAUAUGUAUAGGAUUGAAAUUGAAGAUUUUUCCAUGUGUCUCCAAUUCUUCAGAUAUUGCUCUUAUUUUUCUGUUAUUUACAGGGAGAAGGUAUAUUAUUGAAUCAAUGAGAAUUUUAUCUUUUGUUUGUGCAGGUUCUGUAGAAUACUAUAUCCGUCCGUAUGCAGAGUGUAUAUAAAGUGUUUUAUUAAAACAAAACCACCUUGUGUGAAUGGCAAGUUGUAUUCACUUGUCGGUAUUAUCAUGUAGUGUUUAUCUUGUCAACGUUGGGUUAACUUGAACCACACUGCUAUGAAGUACCUGUUGCUGUACCAUUUACAUGUACCAACUGUACUUAUUGUUUUUUUUUCUUGUGGUGAUAAGGUUAAUUUUUCAAUGUAAUGAGAAGGAAUGCUAGUAUGGAAUUAAAUUUAAUUAACUCCUGGAAAACAAAUAUCAAAUCCAGUAUUCCAUAAAAGUGAGAACUUGAUCAGUUUGAGGAUACCAUCAAACAGCAUGAAUCCAUGAAAAAGUAGUUCAAACCUCCAACUAGGUUUUAUGAUAUAUGUCUAAGUGAGAGCAAAUAGACAUAAAUUCUUGCGGGAACCUAAAGAAAAUAAGAGGUUGAAUCACAUUCAGUGUGUGUGCAAAAACCCAAGGUAGAGUUUUGUGAAUUCAAGCCGAUGUGUUUGUACAAUGUAUAUAAAUUAAAUAUAAAUAUACAAAUAUAUAUUCAAAGUAUUUGUAUCUGCUUUGGAUAAAAUGUUAUGUUACAGUUCCUAUGAAUCGGUGGUAACUGUUUCAAUAAAAAACACAUAGCUAAAUAUA